AUGGGGGAGCAGUCAUACUGCCUCCCACAUGUGUCAGGAGGCUCCACCAACAUGGGGGAGGAACCAUACUGCCUCCCACAUGUGUCAGGAGGCUCCACCAACAUGGGGGAGGAACCAUACUGCCUCCCACAUGUGUCAGGAGGCUCCACCAACAUAAGGGAGCAGCCAUACCUCCUCCCACAUGUGUCAGGAGGCUCCACCAACAUGGGGGAGCAACCAUACUGCCUCCCACAUGUGUCAGGAGGCUCCACCAACAUGGGGGAGCAGCCAUACCUCCUCCCACAUGUGUCAGGAGGCUCCACCAACAUGGGGGAGCAGUCAUACUGCCUCCCACAUGUGUCAGGAGGCUCCACCAACAUGGGGGAGGAACCAUACUGCCUCCCACAUGUGUCAGGAGGCUCCACCAACAUGGGGGAGGAACCAUACCUCCUCCCACAUGUGUCAGGAGGCUCCACCAACAUGAGGGAGCAGCCAUACCUCCUCCCACAUGUGUCAGGAGGCUCCACCAACAUGGGGGAGCAGUCAUACUGCCUCCCACAUGUGUCAGGAGGCUCCACCAACAUGGGGGAGCAACCAUACUGCCUCCCACAUGUGUCAGGAGGCUCCACCAACAUGGGGGAGCAACCAUACCUCCUCCCACAUGUGUCAGGAGGCUCCACCAACAUGAGGGAGCAGCCAUACCUCCUCCCACAUGUGUCAGGAGGCUCCACCAACAUGGGGGAGCAGUCAUACUGCCUCCCACAUGUGUCAGGAGGCUCCACCAACAUGGGGGAGCAACCAUACUGCCUCCCACAUGUGUCAGGAGGCUCCACCAACAUGGGGGAGCAACCAUACCUCCUCCCACAUGUGUCAGGAGGCUCCACCAACAUGAGGGAGCAGCCAUACCUCCUUCCACAUGUGUCAGGAGGCUCCACCAACAUGGAGGAGGAGAACACUGUUGGGCCAGACGGAGCCUCACCAUGGGUACCAAAAGAGUGA
Messenger RNA from Procambarus clarkii (red swamp crayfish), 978 nucleotides. Lineage: Eukaryota; Metazoa; Arthropoda; Malacostraca; Decapoda; Cambaridae. The record is from RefSeq and is a predicted model, not a curated record.